Messenger RNA from Aspergillus heteromorphus CBS 117.55, 1257 nucleotides. RefSeq lists its product as uncharacterized. The record is from RefSeq and is a predicted model, not a curated record. Bases 1 to 1257 code for a protein of 418 amino acids. Lineage: Eukaryota; Fungi; Ascomycota; Eurotiomycetes; Eurotiales; Aspergillaceae. The transcript has 3 exons.
AUGGAGAGCAAGAACGAAACCGACACGGCCUCGGACGUCUCCGUCCUCCCCAGUCCGGCUAAGUACAACGAUAUCUCUGGACUCAAUCCGCUUUACGACGACAUCAUGACUCUCUGGAACCGGAAGGCACUACUGGCCGCGACCAGAACGGUCGUCUCGGAUGCCUCGUCGAGUGGUUCAUCGUUGCCAUGCAUGGGUACCGGCCACGAUUUGUUUCGACUUCGGCACGAAUCAUCGUCGUCCCCCUUGCUCCGACAGUUCCCGUCUAGCUCCAGUCUAUAUGCCUCGGAGACGCCGGACGUGGUCUUCCACCCAGGGAAGCAGUACACGCCGUCUUAUCAGACUCCCGCCAGGAUCGGGUCCAGCCAGAUGGCGGCGGCCGUCGAAUACGUGGGCCAUCCCAAAUCAGCGGAGACAGGUCAAACAGACUGGCUGGAUCUCUCGGUGAUCGAAGCUCCCCUGAGACAGACCCCAGCCUCGCACAAGAAGCUCUUCGGCGAGAAAGGCUGGCUUGGAUGCACCGCCGACCUGAAGGACCUUCCACGUAGCAGCCGGCGAUUCAAGGGUCUGAGGGGGUUUGGCAAGAAGGUCAUCAAGCAAGUCGAGGUACUGGCGGACGAGAUGGCCAAAGCCUAUCCGAAUCCCCUCAAUCACACGCCCCUCCGCUCCCGGGCUGUCCCCGAAUCACACAUUCCCAUCUCCCUGGACGCCCCGACGCAGGCCAAGCUGUACUCGGAGAUGGAGGUCAUGAUCUGCGGCAGUGCCAACAGAUUCCUGCUGCAGCAGCACACCGAAGGACGGCUGUCGGAGGAGUCGAUCCGCAAGGUCACUCAGCUCUGGGGCGCGAAGAACCGGCCGCAGGUGAUCGAGUUCCAGUUCGACCAGGCCACGCAGCGGCAGUUGAUCCUGGCCAACAUUCGCACGCUGCGCUUCCACGGCGAAUGGGCUGUCAAUCCUGUGCUCUUGAAGUCGACCCUGAAUAACUGGAACGCCGUCAGCAAGGAGAUGGGCGUCCGCACGUUCUGCGCCCCGGAUAGCGCCAUCCGCAAGCACAUGCACGAUAUCCACAAGCUGCUCGACAUGCUGGGCGCGCCGCUCAUCACCUAUCUCACGUUCCAGGAGCUGCAGAUGGAGACGCUGUCUAUCAUGAAAUCGCAUCUGGAGCAGCUUCGCCACCACGCGCCCGCUGGGGAUGACGAGCCGCGCUUGUUUCGACCAACGGGAAAGUACGAGCAAUCGCACUGGAUGGCCUACUGA